AUGGACGCGGAAAUAAGGAUAGAUAGCGAACGUCAAAACUUUGUUUCUAAUUAUCGUGGUUUUUCAUAUGUUGGCGAAAAAUUAGAGAGUUACACAAAAGAAGGACUAGAAAAAACGUAUCAAGAUAUUUACAAGAAAUUAGCGGGUUAUCCUCCAUGCACACAAAACUGCAGCACAAGUUUUAAAUGUCAGUACGGCAAGUGGUGCCGAACAUGCAGUUGCUGGCGAAAUGAACUACUUAAAACUAGGAAAUCACCAAAUGUACGUUGGGAACUCACACAUUCGUGGGAAUGGCCUCGCUCUUAUACAAAUAUAAUUGAAGUUUAUAUUCCAGCUAACUGGCCAAAUGGUGACAUAGACAUAAAGGACGUGUCAACUGCAUGUUUCAUCUGGGAAAACUGUUCUGAACAGUUUAAGAUAAAACCGUUCAUAAUUAAGAACAUCCGACAGUUCAGGAAUAAGUAUUUUGGCCACAACAUGUCCAUGAAAGCAACUGAUUUAGAGAAAACAAAAGUGUUUGAUGUUUUAAAGGAUCUGUUUAAAGAACCAGAUGUGCAAGGCCAUAUUGAUGCUCAGGACUGCAUUAACCAUCUUUUAAAUAUUGAGCAGGGAAAACAGAUUGAAAAAUGGAUGAUUGCAGUUCAAAAUUUACUUGAGCAUCAUAGGUUUAAACUUGGUGAUAUUGCAACAAAUACAGAACAGCAUCAUCACAUUCUAGAAGACAUUCAGACCAGCCAGAACGUCUCAGUUGAAGGGCAAGAAGAUUUACGAAGAGAAGUUAAAAACAUUCGGACAGAUUUUACAAUAUUCAGGAGCGACUUUAACACGAUAUUUAAAAGAAAUGAUUCAAUUUUUUCCAAUAUGGCGAAAGGAUUAGACAUUAUAGUUUCACUACUAUUAGUCAUUUUUGUCAUGUCAGGUAUAUUUGUCUUCAAAUAUUUUGAGUACGAAACAGAAAUGGACAAAUAUCAUGAUCGAGCAUGCAUGUCAGAACAGUACAGUGUACCGUUUUCUCAAGAUCUUCCACUCCUGGGUUAUUUGAAUGAGCACAAGGCACUUGUCGGUCGUCAAUGGUUAAUGGAAAGUUUGCACCACGAUCUGUUCAAUUCUAACAACAGUAAAAACCAUGGUAUUGUACUUGUUGCCGAAAUGGGUUACGGUAAAUCUGCAUUUGUUUCAAAACUAUUAUGUCCGGGGUCGAUGAAUAUAGCCAAAGAUAUUAAUAAACACAUUGUUGCAUUUCAUGUGUGCAAAUUUGAUGUACAAAGUACUCAUUUGCUAGAACGAUUUAUACGCAGACUUGUUGGAUUUUUCGCAAAGAAAAGUGCGGAAUAUGGUAACAUAGUAUCAAUGUUUCCCGAGAGUCACAUUUUGUUUAACAGAGAUAGUUGUAACAAAGAACCAGAAGCUUGCUUUGACCAAGGCGUCACUAUACCACUGAAACAGUUAUCUAGUGUCACAGAUACACCAUGGGUUAUAGUUGUAGAUGCCAUUGAUGAGUGUGGGCGGUCUGGAAAUAAUCCAGUUUUAAACCUUUUGUCAGACAGAAUUAGACAGCUUCCAAAAUGGCUCAAGUUUCUUAUUUCUUCCAGAGAUGUCCCACAACUAACAAUGCUAAGAAAAAUGAAGCUUAAUUAUCUGUACUCAAAUGACUCAAGAAAUAAAGAGGACUUAAAGACUUUUAUUGAAAAAUCAUUUCCAAAACAUACUCACAGAGCCAUGAUAAGCAAUCUUGUUUAUAAAAAUGAAGGAAAUUUUGUAUAUAUCAUCCAGGCAUUAAAAUGGAUUAUCGAUAACAAUGACAAUGAAACCGUCCCAGACUUUCCUGCAGAUCUAGGCGAGAUUUUUGAUAUCAAUUUUGGUAGACAGUUUGGUUAUACAUCUUAUAUGAUCCCAAAAUUAAUAUUGGAGAUCAUUUGUUCCACGACGAAUCCACUUUCAAAAUCAGAAACUUUUGCCAUUCUAAAAUCUUCAAACAUUUCAUUGACAAUAGACGAGUUUGACCUGUAUUUUAAGUCCUUAAGCUUCUUCCUAAGAGAGGGUGAAGAUGUUGGCAUAUCUCACAACGCUUUAUAUUUUUGGCUUAUUGAUAAAAACAAUGAAAAUUAUCGAAUUUCACUUCAGAAUGGCCAUACUCUUAUAUCUAAAUAUUUGUUUAGUAAAAUGUCUGACAAUAAUACGAAGAAUAUUGUUGAUUUAGCGAUUCAUGUUGCAAACUCUGCCGAUAUGUCUUUAAGAAAACUGUUUCUCUCAUCAAAGUUUUUGAUAAGUAACGAGGUACUUAACGACUCUAUUUUACAUAAAUUGAUUUGGAGAACGCCAUGUGUUGAGGCACUAGAGCUAUUGAUACAUCAUUUCCCUGAUGUGAAUGCUUUUAACGAAGGUAAUGUCACACCGUCAUUUGUUGCAGCAGCUAAAGGACAUACUGACCAGUUAAAACUUUUAUUUAGCAAAGGGGCAAAUUUAAACUUUAUUGUUAAAGGUCAAAUGUUGAUAAAUUCUUAUGAUGUAUUUAAUAAGUUAGAAAUGAUGAAAUUGUAUUUUUAUUCUGGGUACAGUCUAUUGCACAUUGCAUCACAGCACGGCUAUACAUCAACUGCAAUAUAUAUUUUGGCACAGAACCAAUCUUUGGUUUAUGUAAGAAAUACUUUGGGUUUGAAUGCCGGUCAUGUUGCAUGCGAGAAUGGACAUUUAAAUGUGGUCAAAGAAAUGAGAACCCUUCAUACUAAAGUAUUCUUUUAUGAAUGUAUGUAUUAUGCGUCUAAAAAAAAUCAUAAACAUAUUGCAGAAUGGCUUGUGUCAAUUGGAUUUACGUUUGAAUGCAUUUCCAACCAACGUUCCUUUGAAGCUUUUCAAAACAUAACAAAGUUAGAUCAUUUUCAUUUGAUUGAGCAUAAUAUUGCUACUUUUCCAAUUGAUUCUUUAACAUUACACUUUAUUGUGCCAUUAGAUAUUUGGUGGAUUGUUUUAAAACAUAACCCACUUAUGAUAGCAAUCAAAACUGGUUCAAUGGAUGUAGCUAAAUACUUACUCAAUACGUUUUAUGAAGCACGCAAGUGUUAUGACGCAUUUGGGUAUACUGCGGCGCUUGCAAGUGUACGCUUUAACCGUACCGAGCUUUACCCUUUAUUAAACGACGAAAUAGCUUCCGACAGAUGUGGAAAAACUCCAAACCAUUUAAAUGAUGUAGAGGUUAUACAGACGUACUUAUUCGAAGGAUGUCCAGAAGGUGGGUCACUAUCACAUGUUGUCGCUUUAUAUACUCAAAGUGACCAAAUUUAUGUUCAUGUUAUUAGAAAUAAACUCGAUGUGAACUGGGACCAUCCCGAUAACUUUGGAAAUUACCCGAUUCAUUAUGCUGUUGCCAAUCGAAAUUUUCUUUUUAUGUUUUUGAUUGAGGAGGGCACAUUAUUAUCAAAAGGUAACGCACAUAUUUCAUUGAUAGAUACGGUAGUGUCAAAUGGCUCAACUGCAUAUCACACAUCCGCUAUUUCUGGCCAAUUCAUAAGCAUGCUAUAUCUAACAGAUUCUUUCAAGAAGCCAGUUCCAGACAUUAAAGACAACAACGGUCGUGGGAUACUACAUUAUUUAGUGUUAAAAAAGUUUGAUAGUGUUGUGAGCAGACCAGACAUGGAAAUGCAUGCGCAAUCAUUACAUACUCUUCGCUAUUUGCUGGAAAUAUCAAACCAUUCUCUUUUGACGCGUGACAGUUUUGGUAGAAACAUAUUACACUACAGUUUUAGAAACGGUCAUUGCCAAGUAGUUUCAUACCUGCUUGAAAAUCAGGAGACGCACUUUUACACUAUGUUAACAGAUAUAGAUCACGAAGGAAAUAAUCCAUUUGACUUUGCUUUGAAGAAGUACGAAAGAAAGAAUUACGUAAUGAUGGUACCAAAAGAUGAUUUGUUUUCUGACAUAUACUUCAGUUCCGCAAAUAUCGAAUCGAAAGACUUCCUGGACAUUAUGUCAUCAUGGGAGCUUACAAUGCAAUACUUGAUAUCAAAUUUAUCUGCUCAAGAAUACCACCUCUUCGUUGAGCCAAAUUUGAAUUUUAUAAUCGAGAAAAGUCCUUAUCUUCUAACUACUGUAUUGGCAUAUCAUAAAUAUGUAAAUGUGAAAAGUUUGCAACGUUUAAUUGUUGAAAGUGAGGUCAAUGCUCUGACAGGUUAUAUGCAUUUUGUCAUUGCCCGCCAUAAACCAUUAGCAUUCAUUUCAUGUAACCAACCAUUAUCAUUAUCACCUUUGCAUUAUGUUUUACUUACGCAUGAUCAUAGAGUUUCUGUGUUUAAAGAUUUGCAUGAUUUCCUACACAUGAUUUUCAAACAAAAUAAAUCGUAUGCGUUUGAAUGUCCCGAUGAAAAUGGAUUUAACAUAUUUCACUAUUCUUUAAUCGGCGGAAAUGUUCAGUCAGCCAGAAUUCUAAUGGGAGCAAAUAUUUCCAUAACAAAUGAAUACGUAACUUUAAAAGACGUUUUCUUGAUGACUAUGCAAGCUCGUUUAAAAAGAGACGAACGUGAUUAUAUUGAAUACAAUGACAAACCGUCCGAUCAAAUACAGCAAAAAUGCAUAGAUAAGUUUCUAUUAAAUUUUUUCUAUUCGAAAUGGAAAUUGUUUAAUCAUAAUUUCUUCUGUGGGAAUAAAACCAAGGAAUUAUCUCUGGUGCAUUUGUUUGCAAUUAAUGGAAUGUCUCUAACGAUGGCAGCUGUUGCACAAAUGUUUGGGAAGGAAAUUUUGAAUUGUCAAAGUAGAGACCGAUUUACCCCCUUGUACUUUGCAAAACUAUUUCAACAUGACGACAUUGUGUCUUUAGUUGGUAAGCAGUACGGUUUUACACGUCCAACUGUCCAGGCAGAAGAAUGGUUAAUCUGGUCUAUGUUAAAUAAGUUCCCACAAACAAAUAUUUCUGAACCAUUAUUUCAUUUUUUAAAUUAUUUGCCCAUUUCUCCACAUUCUUCAAGACUCUUAUUGAAAGAGUCAACUUUGGUUUCUAAUAAUUUUGAAAAUUCAUUUCUAAACGGUGCCGGAGAUUUUUCUCACAAUUGUGAUAAGGUAUUAGUUAAGCUUUUAUCAUCCGAUGUACCUGAUAUUUUAUCUAAUAUAUAUCUUUUGGAAUCAUUAUAUUUUAACGAGGGAUCGGUUUCUUGUACUUCACGAGAAGCUUCACUUAUACAGAACAACAAAAUGUUUCAAACGACCAUAACACUUCUAUCCUCUUUGAAAUAUAUAGAAAACGGAUGUGAUGUUUCUAAAAAGCUUGUUAGACCAUUUCUUGUCAAAUGCUUUCACUUGAACAAGUUAUUAACAGAGAUGAAAAUUAUGACAGUAAAUGAUUGUAUCAACAAAUCGAGUUUCAGUUUGAAAGGAGUUAUAAACUAUCAAUUGAUAAUUUCAACAAGGAAGUUAUGCUUAAAACUACAUCGAUUUUAUAAAAGUGUAGCUAUUUCUUUUUUGAUACAGUAUGGAAAAACAUUUAAAAUUCGACUACCAGAAUCAUACAAAUUCAUGCUAUUAAGAAUGACAGAGCUUGAAUUCAAUGUUGAAGAAAAAUUUAGUGUGUUAUUAAAACUUCAUCCACUUGUUGCUAUAAAUGACACUUCUUUAUAUAGGCAUAGAUAUCUAAACAUUGUAAAGUCAACAAUCGCUUAUAAACAUUUAAAACCUCGUCUUGUUGUAGACAAAUUUAGUAUGAAAAGUUUGUUUGACAAGUGUAAGAUUGAAGUUGAUGUUAUUAAAAGUGUCCUAUUGAAACCUUUUAAAGAUUUAGACUAGUUAUAUCAAUUGUAAGGAUCUGACAUUCUAGCAUUAUUCUGAAAUGUACUUACAACAGAACUUAUAAUGAAAUCCAAGUGGCAUUGUGAAAUCCUAUAGCUUCAUCUAUUGUUGACUUCUACAAGAUAAAGAUUCACUUACCUGAUUGAUCUGAAGGAACACUGUAUUGACACUUAUUGACUUUGCAAUUUAGCUGAUAGAAAUGUUAAACUUACCUUAUUGUAUAGCAGAAAACUGAUUUUCUCUUUAUAUUUUCUGUGUAGCAGACGUCCAAUGCCAGACAUCUUUGAAAUCUGUCACUUCAUACUUUAUAUUGAAGAUUUCUUAUUGUUAAUAUCAAUUUCAGUCAAAUUCAAUUCACGAACGUAAUUUAUGUAAAGUUUAUGAUUGAUUAAGGUCAGAAAUCCUUACGUAUUCACUACAUGUUUUUGUAUAUUAACGAUUUUCGUAUCUAAAUCUUAUAUGAGUUUUCAAUAUAGCCGCCAUUGAAAUCCAAGAUUUCAGAUUCAGAAAUCCGGCCGUCUGUCCAUUGGAGGAUUUCCGGAUUUCUGUUGUUUCAUUGGUGGAUUUCAAACAUCGAACCUUAUAAAAGUCGGAAUCCAACCAAUGUCACUUCGGUCUUGACCUCCAAGUAAUGUAAAUAAAGUUUUAAAACCGCCAAAGUUCAAAUUCAGUAAACAUCUUACAAACGUUAUUGUUAUCCAAACUUGUAAGUUGGUAUGUACUUAAAUCCAAUAUUAUUAACUCACUAGACACUGUUGUUGCCGAAAUACUUGUUAUAAACUUAGAAAACUGUAUAAGAAUUGUAUUUAUUUUCCCCAUUCUGACAUACGUUUACACAAUAUAUGAUAAUAUGUAAUAACUAGUUAAAACAUGGCAAAAUUUAUUGACUUUUAGGUCGUUAAAAUAAACAGUGAUUAUUUUCUUACUUAAUCUUUAUAGUUGUUCUUCAAAAUUAUUAUUUUUAGAAAAUCGAUGUUCUGUGCACGAAAUAAGUGAUAGUGUUGUUAAUUUGUAAAUAUUUACUUUAUGAUAUUUUAUCAGAGUUGUUGUAUACAUGUAGUUGUAGCAUAGCCGUUUUCUACUUUUCAGGAUUUUUUUUUUCAAAUUUAAUUGUUCACUUCAUGUCAUUUUAUCUUGAUCGAUGCAUUUGUAGUGAUGUACAUACACUAUUUGAAAUUAUUAAAAUAUGAUAAACAAGAUCAACAAGGAAAGUGCCGCGUUCAGUAAAUUAAGCCUCUUAUUUACAUGUUUUAUUUUUAUAAUAUAAUGAUCAUGAACCGCAAUGAUUGAUUCGUUGGUUGAUUGAUUGAUUGAUUGAUUGAUUGAUUGAAUUUAAAUUUAAGCUCUUUAGUAUUUCGGAUCAUAGCUGUUUUUAUAAGAAACAAUUGUAUAAUAUGAAAUGUAUUUAUAGAAAACAAAAACUGCAACACCUACAUUAUCUCAAUAUUACAUUGUAUUUUGUAUUACCUUAUUUUAUAAUUGAAUUUAUUGCUUUUUUAUGU
This is a messenger RNA of Ruditapes philippinarum (Manila clam), 7274 nucleotides long. RefSeq lists its product as uncharacterized. Lineage: Eukaryota; Metazoa; Mollusca; Bivalvia; Venerida; Veneridae. The coding region runs from base 1 to 5769 and encodes 1922 amino acids. Gene Ontology annotation, molecular function: protein binding. The record is from RefSeq and is a predicted model, not a curated record. The transcript has 3 exons.